Messenger RNA from Salvelinus sp. IW2-2015, 2788 nucleotides. Its product is annotated as zinc finger protein ZFP2-like. Lineage: Eukaryota; Metazoa; Chordata; Actinopteri; Salmoniformes; Salmonidae. The record is from RefSeq and is a predicted model, not a curated record.
UCCCGAAGAAGUGGCAUUUUGACGUUUCAACAUGCAUGUGAUUUGUAUAUCCGUUCUAGUCGUCUAGAUUCGUUUUCAAUCGGUAGUUUAGCUUUCUGUGUUUGUCUUGUUCUUUCUAAACCUCAUCACGCUGCGUCUGGUGUGGAGAGAGGACUACCUAACCAGCCAGUGGGAUAUAUAUGCAGUAGCAACAACAAGGAUCGUGUGAGAUGAUGGGCUUUUUAUUUUGUUUCACUACGAAUCAAAUCUAACCAAAAGCUUAAAUUGUUACAAGAAAAAGUAGACAGCUGUUGUGUAUAAAAUAGCACAGCAGACUUCGUUUGCYGCUUGUGGUUUUACCCACACCCCCUCUGAUCAGAUACAAAACGCACAUCAAGGAAAAUGGCGGACUUUGAGAAGGACGAAGGACUGCCCCAAACAAUGCAGGAGAACCAAGAUGACGAGGAGCCCCAAUAUACUUAUGACGCUAAGCCAAGCAAGARGCAAGACGACGCAAGUUUGGAGGAAAAGGUAAUUGAGGAGGUCAGAAGGUACAACAAUUUGUACAACACCUCAUUGAAAGACUAUAAAGACUUCACCAUGACCAACAACAGCUGGAAGGAGAUAGCCAAAACUCUCAGAGUAGAAGAACAGAUUUGCAGGACGAAAUGGAAGAACUUGAGAGACAGAUAUGUUCGACUGAGGAGGAAAAUGAAGGGGAAGAGUGGUGAUGCAGCAUCAGAAAUACAACCACAAAUACUCACCACACUGUCCUGGCUGUCUGGCUUCAUUAAACACAAGGAGACGAAGGCAGAGGAGAUGGACACCUCAGAAGACCUGCAAGAUGACAACCUGAUCAAGCAGGAACACUUCCACAGUUCUAAUAAUGAGCAGCAAGAUGGACAUUUUCUAGUUAGGAGUAAAAUACGAGCUAGAGCUCCAGGAAAGAGAACACCAACACACAGCAAAACAAUGCAGGAYAAGGAAGAGGAGCCCCUAGAUACUGAUGACUCUGAUGAUUGGAUCGAGGGUUUCAGUCCUGGAGGAGAGAAGCCACACUACUGCUCCGACUGCAGUAAGAGCUUUAGAAAAGUGAGGGAUCUUAUAAGACACCAGCGAUCACAUACUGGAGAGAAGCCUCACCACUACCCUGUUUGUGACAAAAGUUUUGCUCAAUUAGAUAAGCCUAAAUUACACACAAAAAGACAUAUGAAAGAGGAACAUGUCACARGGAUCGAACAGGCUGAACUGAAUGUAGACCGUGUGCACACACCGCAGAGAACAGCCAGCAGAGGCAGGCAGAAGAGUAAAAUUCAAGCUAGUGCACCAGGGGGYAAAAUGGUCCAGUCACAGGCAGGCYAAGACUCGCCUUGCAAAAGUUCUGUUAGGAAGAAUCAACACUUAGUUAAAGGACAACAACCCCAAACAACGCAGGAGAAUGAAGAGGAUCCUGAAGAUYCUCCUGAUGACUGGACUGAGAGUUUCAGAACUGUAGAGAAGCCCUACGUUUGCUCCGACUGUGGUAAGAGCUUCAAACAAGAGAAUCGUCUUAUAAGACAUCAGCGAACACAUACAGGAGAGAAGCCUUACGACUGCCCUGACUGUGACAAAAGUUUUGCUCGAUUAGAUKAUCUUAAAUUACACCAAAAAACACACAUMAAGGAGGAACGUAAUUUCCACUGCUCUGACUGUGUGAAAAGCUUUGUCCUAUUGGAGCAGCUUGAAAAACAUKAGCUAACACACAAGAAAAGUUACAGCUGUUCAAAGUGUGAGGAAAGGUUUUCAGACCUGGUUGACUGGAAAGCACACUUUUUAGUACACAGAGAGARCCUCCACUGUCCUGACUGCGAUAAGCAGUUCUUGUACAAGGGACUUUUUGAAAGACACAGAAGAACACAUUUGAGUAAAAUAGAAACAUUUCUCUGCACAAUAUGUGGGAAGGAGUAUCGCAACAUCAAAAUACACAUGCGAGUACACACUGGAGAGACACCGUAUCACUGCACUGAGUGUGGGAAGAGUUUUCCAUACAUAAAAUCGUACCAAAGACACAUACUAACACAUACCUCUGGAGAAAGAGCAACCUAUCCUUGUUUGGAAUGCGGAAAGACAUUUACUCGCAAAGAUGGCAUGGUGAUGCACGUGAGGAGGGUUCAUACUGGAGAGAGAAAUCAUCAGUGCAGAUACUGUGGGAAACGAUUCUUUCGAAAAGAGAAACUUAAGGUACACAUGCUAGUUCACACUGGAGAGAAACCAUACCAAUGCMCUGUCUGUGGGCAACGCUUCUCCCAAGAUGGCGACAGAAAACACCACGAGAAGAGGCACUACUCUGGUGUCUCAGAUUUCCUCGAUCUAUAAUGCAGAAGUGGUGUUUGGCAUUGCAGGAAGUGGGAACCUACRUAAACACUGACAUAAUCUAAUAAUCUGUUAACUAAAAUGUUAACAGAUUAUUAGGAUUUACAAAACCCUAUUGUUGUACCUUCUGACCUCUUCAAUUACCUUUUCCUCCAAACUUGUGUCGUCUUGRGUAAGAUUUACAAAACCCUAUUGUAAUGGGAAUUUUAAUGUUUGUGCUUUUCUUAUAACUAAUUUCUMUGUUCUAUUUAUGUGCUGUUCUAGAAACCAAUUUCUGUGUUCAACCAAUUUCAAGUGMUUGACUGAACAAAUCCUCUUAUCAGUAACWGCAAUUUGGCAGUACACCCAGACCUUGUUUUGAGAACAAACAAAAGAUGUCUCUGUUUAGAGAGAAGCCUCGUGAGGUGUUAGUCUGUCACAUGUUAUGAACCACUAUUGGUCGGUCACAUGAAUGAAA